AUGAGGCACUUCUCAGACCUUGAACUUAGGCAGAAAGCUGGCUGGACUCUGCAAGCCAGAGAAAAACCAAACUUGAACUUCAGCGCCACCUUUGGGAAAACUAAAGAGAGGCUGACAGUGCUAGACCCUGGUCCGUCGCAGGAUCCAGAGAAAGCAUACAAGCUCAAGACUUCUGCCACAAGAGGGCGCAAGAAGCCGCCGCGGCCACCUCUGCUGGGGACCCUCGAGGCCGUCGUGUCCCGCCCGGAGAACAAUGGGGCUCCGCGUGCGCGCGCGGGGGCGGGGGGGGGGGGUGGGGGCUGGGCCAUGUUCAUCGCGGGGACGCUGCUGGUGCUUGCGCUGCUGAAGGCGGUUGUGGACAGCAAAGACCUGGCGGGCUCUUCAAGCAGACAACCUUCCACAUUCCCCCGUACCUCUACUACGGAGCCAGGGAAUACCACAUUCGUGUCUUCCGUCAAUAAAAGUGAAUCUUCCCACAGCACUGUGGAACCCUCUACAAAUCCAGUUUCCCCAGUGACAAACACCGCUGCGAAAUCCUCAGCAAAGCCAUCAGCUCCAGUUUCUUCAAAAAGUGUGACAGCCGUCACCUUGAAACCCACAGCAACUUCUCAGAUGACAACACAAGGGGUCUCAGCAAAUAUGUCUUCCACCACCUUAAAGUCUACACCCCAAAUAACAAGUGUUUCACAACACACAUCCCAGAUGUCAACAUCCACGAUGGCCACAACCCACAACAGUUCAGUGACAUCUGUUUCUUCAUCAGUAACAAUCACAGCAACUAUAAAUUCUAAAGAAAACAAAGGAUCAAACUUUGAUAUUGGCAGCUUUGUCGGUGGUAUUGCAUUAACACUGGGAAUGUUAUCCAUUCUUUACGUUGGAUGCCGAAUGUAUUAUUCAAGAAGAGGCAUUCAGUAUAGAACCAUUGAUGAACAUGAUGCCAUCAUUUAAGGAAAUCUAAGGACCCACAGAAAGAAGAUUGAUGCAACCCUAUCGAUUAGUUUAAGCCAAUAUUCUCUUUUAUAAAAGAGUAUGAACAGGUCAUGCACAUAAUGUACAAUGUUUUACAUAAAUAUUCCUCAUGAUUACUAAAGGUAAAAAAGGUUUGGUUUGGGUUUUUAAUGAACAUUUGGAGCGUACAGUUAACACAAUGGUUAUAUUCACUUUUAGAAAAUAUGGAAGACAAGUCCUGUCGCAUUUUCUUGUGGCAUUGGUCACACAGGGCCAGUAACUGGAAGACAUUUCAAAUAGGAGCUCGUCACACACUCAGGAUGUUGACUGUCUUUAGAACUCAGUGCUGCUCAGAGCUGGAUAUAGUUCACUAAUGCCACACAGCAGAAAUGUUACGAGUAAACCAGGUCAUAAGCAUGAUUUUAGUUUGUGUCUCUUUAGAAAGCAUCAGUAUUUUAUGUUUUAAAGCAUAAUACUUGGUUUAGAAACAAAAUGCAUACAAACUCGAAAAAAAAAUCAAAUAAAAGCAGAAACCUUACUGGGGCUUAACCCUGUUAGUCUGUAUAUUUUUUUAAAAAACUCCUUUCGAGCUUUCAAUGGCAGUUGAUAUAAUUAUCUUUUUUCCCUCUGUGAUUUCAGCAAACUGCAGUGUUUACCGUAAUAGUGUUUUAAAGACUUAGUUGUUAGUAUUAAAUAAGUUAGAUUAUUUGCUACUGUGAGAAUAGCCUCACUACUGGAAAUUGCUUUUUUUAUACCCAGCUAUUAAUUACAUGUUUGGUGAAUAUUUAAAGAUAUGUAGAGCUGCUUUCAAUAUAUAGAAAUGUUUAAUGCAGCAUAAACACACGUAAUUAAAUAGAAAAUAUUUAAAAAAGAACAACUAAACUGUUUUUUUUUUUU
Myotis myotis is the source of this 1845-nucleotide messenger RNA. RefSeq names its product porimin-like. NCBI's taxonomy places the organism in Eukaryota, Metazoa, Chordata, Mammalia, Chiroptera, Vespertilionidae. Gene Ontology annotation, cellular component: cytoplasmic vesicle. The record is from RefSeq and is a predicted model, not a curated record.